CCAGAAGUAGAGGUAGCCGCGUAUGCAGUUUCCAUGGGGACUGGAGAUGGCGCCGCGAGGUGAGAUUACGGAGGUAAACGAUUGUCCUCCACCCCGCUGGAAAUUCUGUUCUUUCUGAAUGGGUGGUAUUAUGCUACCUAUUUCCUGCUGGAACUCUUCAUAUUUCUGUAUAAAGGUCUCCUGCUCCCAUACCCAACAGCCAAUCUAGUCCUGGAUGUGGCGAUGCUCUUCCUGUAUCUCGGAAUUGAAAUAAUCCGACUAUUUUUUGGUACAAAGGGAAACCUCUGCCAGCGAAAGAUGCCACUUGGUAUUAGCGUGGCCUUGACCUUCCCGUCCACCAUGAUGGCCUCCUAUUACCUGCUGCUGCAGACCUACGUGCUCCGCCUGGAAGCCAUCAUGAACGGCAUCUUGCUCUUCUUCUGCGGCUCAGAGCUCCUGCUCGAGGUGCUCACCCUGACCGCUUUCUCCAGUAUGGACAGGAUGUGAAGUACAAAAACUUCAGCCAGCAGCCUUCACAGGCUGAGACUGUACAUAUCUCUGGUACUUCAGCCACACCAGUGAGAAAUGGCAGGCCAAGUUGUCCUGAGAAAGGUCGCAGCUUUUCCUCGGCACAGACACCUGGGGAACAAACCCAGCAUAAGACCGCUGGGCACCAUCUUCUCAACCAGGACCAUCAGCCAGGAGACUCUUCUACACUCCAGUAUAGGGAGGGGCAAGGCUGGUGCCUUCCUGGCCUUUCUCGGAACCAGCUCCCUUCUGACCUCAGGUUUUCCUCUUUGAUCUUCAUGGCCAGAGUAUCUUGUGUGGACCUUGCAGGCUCCCUGGGCUUCCAGAAGCACCUGAGCCACACGCUCGCCAUGUGUGCUGUGCCCUACAUGUCCUGCAGGAGCACAGGGCACCUCAGGAGGGUGUGCUUCCAGAGUGAUGCAAAAGCCGCUCAUCCCAUUUCUCAGAAACUGAGCUCCAGAAAUUUUUAAGUAGCUCAUAGUGCUAUUUUUCUACUCUCAUCAUGAAACAAACAUUAUUUUAUAAUAAAUAAGUAUUUUCUAUUGUGGG
Capra hircus (goat) is the source of this 1056-nucleotide messenger RNA. RefSeq names its product transmembrane protein 216 (gene TMEM216). NCBI's taxonomy places the organism in Eukaryota, Metazoa, Chordata, Mammalia, Artiodactyla, Bovidae. The record is from RefSeq and is a predicted model, not a curated record. The coding region runs from base 223 to 486 and encodes 87 amino acids. Gene Ontology annotation, biological process: non-motile cilium assembly. Gene Ontology annotation, cellular component: ciliary transition zone. The transcript has 5 exons.